GAUAAACCAAGCAACAAACAAAAUCCAGUUUGGUUUGUUUAAUUCCGGAAAUCUUUGGUGAUAGAGCUUUUAAGAGAUGGGGUGGUUUGUGAAGCUCCUUCUAGGGCUUUGGAGUAAGUCCGCCAAUGGCGACUGGACUUUUGAAGAAACCUCUUCCUAUCACGGAGAAACGGUGAUAAUAAACAAGACUGACACUUUUGAUGGGUUGGUGGAAUUGAUACGUAUAAGACUGAAUCUGGGGAUUCUAACGCCGGUUGCGUUAACUUAUCAACUUCCGAACUGGAUGCUAGUCCCAGAUUGUUCAAAAGUCCCUCCGAUCACUUUGUGUAACGACAAAGAUGUUGAGACAAUGAUAAGCGCCAGAGACUACAUGUCUGAGCCGGUGCUUUAUGUGACUAGUGGACCUGAGCUAGUUGCAAAAUACCAGUUCUACUGUCGAUCACCUUUCACAAUAGAUGAUAAGGCUUAUCUCGAAGAAGGAGUUACCGAAGAGCAACAUCGACAAGCUAUACGAGACUUGGUUGGUGGUCAUCCAAUCGUUUGUAGCAAGCAUAUGUUGGAGAUAAUGUUCAAUGAACCACAACUCCUAAUCGUCUUCCGCGUUGCUCUAGAGAUAGAAAUGGUUUAUUCUUUCCCCGACGAGCAAGGGGUAACUGAAGAUCCAGCUGACUUUCCUAGCCUAACCAUCGAUGACAUUAUCGAUAUGGAGCAAGGUUACACCUUAUCACCGGUUGAGCCGAGCAACUAUGAACCUGGCGAUGAAGUGCUGUACGGAGAACCGGUGAGUCUAGAGGAGAUGGAAAAUGCAGAACGCAAUUUCGCCGGAACAAUCAUUCUUCACCAACCAACCCCUUUGGAAGUCGAACCAGUUAACAUAUGGAGGGGAAAUACGCAAGAAGAGCCAUACUGGGAUGGUAUGAUGGAGGAAGAAGACAACUAUGAGGUCUACGUAACACAGUCACCACACCCAAGUCAGGGAGUUGAACCUCUGCCACUUGCUCCAAAUCGAAGGGUGAAUGCUCCACAACCAGCUACAAUAAUCAUGAUCGAUGAUGAAGAUGAUGGAUCAUACACCGGCUCUUCUGAGGGGGUUAACGAGAACGAUAAUAUCAGUAACCCCCCUCCACCAGAAGAAAUUGGAGUCAUUGCCAACGAGCAAACGAAAAGUGCACCAGCUAGUAGGAAAGGUGAAUCGUCUGGCGAAGUAGACCAAAACAAAACAGCACCAUCGAAUGAAGUUGUCGUUGCCUUACCAGCAGCUCCAAUUCCCAGUAAUGAAGAACUCAGCCUUGAUCUCACACUUGGCGUGGGAAAAAACAUGAGCACCUCUAGAGGUGUUACCUUGGUUGACGUCGACGACUCUGUCUCUGAAGGUGAAGAGGGCAGUGGUGGGUUUGAUCCCCUCUUUUAAAAUGAACUGGCUCUUAAAAUUAUAGAUAAGAUAAAUAAGUUGCCUAUGUUUUGUUGUGAAAUAUGUGGGUUCCGGCAUAUCCUUUUUGGCGUUUCUUUUACUCUAAUGAUGCAUAAGACACUAUGUUUGCGGCAGUAUGUAAUGUAAAAUAUCAAUGUUAAAUAUGUUGAUGCAUUUCUAUCUCAUUAUAUAACUAAUCCAUCAAUCGAAAAACAAAUUGUAGGAAACCAAACAAACAAUUCAGAUGACUUAUAUGAGGGAAAGGUUUUUACAAGUAGAGCCCAUUUCAAACAACAUAUGGCCUUAUAUGCAUUACGCCGUAAAUUUCGGUUUAAACACUCGCGUUCCUCAGCAGAAGGAAUGGUGCUUCGUUGCGUCAGUGCUGCAUGCAACUGGAGGGUUUAUGCUAUAAAAUUUAAAAAUGUGGACAAGUAUGAGAUUCGCAAAUUGUCUUCGUACCAUUCAUGUUCAGUUGACGAUCGAGCAGGUAUAACCAUUACAUUUCACAUGUUGCUGAAACAAUACACAGUCUUAAUGUAUAAAACGAAACCGUAUAUAUAUUAAAAAAAAAAAAUUGAACAUCAUAAUAAACAAAUGAUCAGUUAUACAUGAGAACAAACAAAUGAUCACUUAUUAAAAAAUAUGUUUACUUUUUUUCUCCCGAUAUGAACAAUGUAAUGAACUUAAUAACUCAAAGAUUAUCGAAAGCAGUGUUUGUUCAUAUAGUGUGCUUAUCACCUACCUAAUACUUGAUAAUUUCCAACAAUUACUUUCAUAUUAUAUAAUGGGUGAUAACAAAUAACCGAAAACUAAUGAAGCGCAUGAACAGGAUAUGAGGAACAGGCGACACAUUCAGUCAUUGGCGAAAUGAUCAAGUCCAGAUUUGCUGGCCAAGGUUGUGGGCCUCGGCCGAAUGAGAUUAUUCAACUAAUGCUUGGGGAACAUGAUAUUAGGAUUUCUUAUUGGAAAGCGUGGCGUUCACGAGAAGUUGCCCUCGAAUAUGCGAAAGGAUCAUCUGGUACGUCAUUCACAAUGCUCCCAGAUUACCUCCACAGACUGGUUGUCGCAAAUCCCGGCACUAUAGCACAAAUCCACACAGUUUAUGAUGUUGUUGUUGGCCAUAGGUUCAAAUAUAUGUUUCUUGCAAUGGGUGCUUGUAUUAGUGGUUUUAAUCAUAUGCGUCAUGUUAUUAUCAUCGAUGGGGCACAUUUGAGAGGAAAGUACGCGGGUUGCUUAUUGACAGCAUCAGCACAGGAUGGGAAUUACCAAGUCUUCCCUAUAGCUGUUGCUAUAGUUGAUGGUGAAAAUGACAGUGCAUGGGAAUGGUUUAUGAAAAUGCUUUUGCAAUUCAUCCCCAACAAAGAAGAAGUUGUUUUUGUUUCAGACAGACACUCUUCAAUAUACAAUGCAAUAUCCAAGGUUUGAUCCUCUAAUACAACAUAGUCAUUCUACAUUACUUAGUAGUGACGUAGGUUAGAAGAUUAGUUAAACUAUUUAUUAUUUUCCUGUCUUUAUAAAAGAACACUUGUAAAUGUCAUGGCAUGUCUAUUUACAUGUAGGUCUACACUGCAGCUAAACACUGUGCAUGCGUUUUACACCUGAUACGCAACAUCAAGACACAUUACAAAAACAAGCACCUUGGUUACUUGAUUGGGAAGGCUGCUAGGGCAUUCCAGCUCUCGGAAUUUUAUACCGCUUUCAAUGAAAUAAAAAACAUUAAUCCUUCUUGUGCGGAAUACCUUAUAGAUAUUGGAUUGGAGCACUGGUCUCGAGCUCAUUUUUCAGGAAACCGCUACAACAUAAUGACCAGCAAUAUUGCGGAAACAUGGAAUUCCGUACUGCACGAGGCAAGGGAGUAUCCGAUAUUGCCUUUGGUUGAGUAUAUCCGAACAAAACUUAUGAACUGGUAUGCAGAACGUCGUGAUGUUACACAGUUGGGGAGUAGCCGGUUGACUCCACGUGUUACUGAAAUUUUGGAAGCCAAUUUCGAACGGAGUGGGGGUUGCUUGUAAACCGGAUUAACAAGGGCGAGUUCGAGGUGAAAGAGAAGAAUGGUUCCUCAUUCCACGUUAACCUAACAACAAAGGCCUGCAGCUGUUGCGCAUUUCAAUUUCUCCUCAUUCCUUGUCCCCAUGCAAUUGCUUCAGCAAUCAAGGAGAGAAUUAGUAUCGAAUCUCUUGUAUCUGACUAUUACACACUAGGAGCUCUUGCCUCUGCAUAUGCCAAAGAUAUACUCCCCAUCACCAACAAUACAAAUGGAGUUACUAUCGAAGGAGAAGAAGCCUCACUCCAUAUUUUCCCUCCAGUAACAAGACGACCCCCUGGCAGACCUCGCAAAAGUCGAAUAUUAUCAACUGGUGAAAUUAGGGUAAGCAAGUCUAUAUCUUAUGUUUUAAAUAAUACAACAAGCUGGUUACAUCAAAUACUUUUUGGCAGAUGAAAACUCCAAGAAAAAGACAUGUUUGUAGCCGUUGCAAAGGGAAUGGACACAAUAAAGCAACUUGCAAAGUUGCAAUAUAAGAACAUCAAGUCGUAUAAAGUCGAAGAGGCAAUUCUCGGAUGAUGAAGGUGUUUGAUAAGCAUGGUGGGGUGUCAAUAGACAUCAUAAUUUAAACAUGUUAAUGUAAAAUAUUUUAUACAUGUUUGGUACGAGGCAGGUUUGUACUUGUUCCCGAGAUUGUUAAAUAAAUAAGAUGCCCACGAAGAUAAUAUAUUAUAGACCCACAGUAAGUCAUAUGUAAGCCUCGUGGUUGCCAUAAAUAUUAACGCUUUAAACAUGUUAACUGGUAAAUGCAUGAAAAAUUCCAAGGCUCGGAUAUAGAACCAUAAUUUGGUUGUCAUAUUCGACCUUAUAUAAACAUACAUGAAUAUAUGUAAUGUCUGUUGA
Brassica napus (rape) is the source of this 4298-nucleotide messenger RNA. RefSeq lists its product as uncharacterized. The record is from RefSeq and is a predicted model, not a curated record. Bases 77 to 1411 code for a protein of 444 amino acids. NCBI's taxonomy places the organism in Eukaryota, Viridiplantae, Streptophyta, Magnoliopsida, Brassicales, Brassicaceae. The transcript is spliced from 5 exons.